CCCGGAGGCCGGAGGUGGGAAAGUCGAGAGACUUGGGAGGUGUGCGUGGAAGCAGUGGGGGAAAUUGUGCGGCGGGAGAAAUCCCAUUGUUUCUGAAUAGUCAGAUAUUGGGAACGAAGUACUCAUCAUGGCUGAGCUGUCAACUGAAGAAAUUCAAUUGAGGGCCAAUCAGGUUACCGAUGAAUCUUUGGAAAGCACAAGGAGGAUUCUAGGCAUGGCCAUUGAGUCCCAAGAUGCAGGAAUCAAAACCAUCACCAUGCUAGAUGAACAAGGGGAGCAGCUAACCCGUAUAGAAGAAGGCAUGGACCAGAUAAAUAAAGACAUGAGAGAAGCUGAGAAGAACUUGACAGAGCUCAACAAGUGUUGUGGCCUUUGUGUCUGCCCUUGGAAUAGAACGAGGAACUUUGAGUCUAAUAAGUCUUAUAAGGCAACUUGGGGUAAUAGUGUCGAAAAUUCAGAUCAUGUGGUAUCUAAACAACCAGCAGGUGCGGUAAAUUCUCAGCAGCAGACAUCAGGAGGACCAUCUGGGGGUUACAUUGCACGGGUAACAAAUGAUGCCAGAGAGGAUGAGAUGGACGAAAACCUAACUCAAGUGGGAAACAUCCUGGGGAAUCUGAAACAUAUGGCUUUGGAUAUGGGCAAUGAAAUAGAUACACAAAACAAACAGAUAGACCGGAUAAAUGAGAAGGCUGAAACCAACAAAGACCGUAUUGACCAAGCCAAUGUGAAAGCCAAAAAACUAAUUGAGAACUAAAAGCCUGAUGCCAAUUCUUUAUCCAGCUGAAAUGCCUAUUUCAGUGUACAAAACUUCCACAAUUUCCAAAGAAGAGGGGUCGCAGAAUUCCAAAGCAGAAAUGGAGCAGGAAUUGCAUCAUAAACCCUUCUUGGUUUCAUGAAUACAGACUUGGGAUGAAAAUCUGGGAAAGCAGCACAAUAGAAAUUUGUCUUUCUUGGCCUUUUUGUAUAUUCUCAGGGCUUCAUAUUCUGGUUGAGUCUUUCCAUGGUCUCUUCUCCUUUCAUUACUUCUGUUUCCCCCCUUCACAGUUGAAUGGUGACAACUGAGCAAAAAGCUGAAAAAAAUGUACUUCACGGGAUUUAAUUACCUCGCUUAAUGCUGCAUAUCAUAGCUAAAAUGGUGAACUGGUGACUUUCAUGAACCGUGUCUUAAAUUAAUCAAGCUGCCCAUAGUUUUAGAAGUUCUUUACUUCUUUAUCAUGCCUUACAUGAUAGGAGGGAUGGAGGAAACUUGUACUAGUUGGAACAUGUGGUUUAGUGGCUGCUAUUUUGGCGAAUGGGGUUGUAAAAUCAAGAUUGUAGACAUGAAAGAUGUAAAAUGGAGAGAACUGCAAUGCCACCAGUGAAUUUCUUAGCCAUAGUAAGUCUCCCUUGGAUGCUGAGGAGACAAAUGAUCAAAUUACACUAUAUUUUUGGUCAAGCAUGUAUAAUUUGUAAAUACAACAUAUUCAGAUCAUUAGGGUUGUAUUCCCAGUUUCCACACUGGGUGAUGGUGUUUAGUAGUAUGCACCAAUCCAAAUCUCUUCCGCUUCUUCCAGAGAGGCUUUACAGUUACCUGAGGAAUUCAGUGGGCAAUACAGCACUUGAGUUUCUAUCCCUCUGAGCACAUCAAUAAACACUUUUGGGUGAUUGCAGGCAAAGCACUUCAGGGGAAAGGCCCUGACACAGUGUGCGACUCACUUGAAACACCCUUCAUAAUUAAAAUUUUAUGUUUCUAUUUAAAUUGAAUCUUCUGGAAAACUCAUCUUCAUAUAGGCAUUUUUUGUAUCUUUUGAAAAAUCAAGGUUGGUAAAACUUCUUUCAAAGCGUAAAGCUGAAUGAAAGCUGGUUUGUUUACUAAAGAAUGUCCCUUCAGUUCACACCUUCUGUAUCUAAUGGAGUAUAUAAAACCUACUUCUGGAGAACACUGCCUUGGUAUCUUAUUAAAAAUCAUUUGCAUAGUUUCUAGGAACACAUCAGAAGCUGAGCACAGCCCGUGCUCUAAUGGAGGUUAAUUCUGCUCAUUAAUGAGUUAGCAUCUACUGCUGCUUGGGGAGACACUGAGUUGUAAAUUAUUCUGGAUACUCACCAAGUAAUGGGUCUGUAUAUGUGAGUAAGAUCGUCUUUAGGAAACUGGCAUACUGUAGAAUAUAGCUGUCUCAUACUUUCUGGCUGGAACCAUUUGUUUGAGCCUUGCCUGUAUUGAAGUACACGUGUCUAAAGUCAGUGCUGAAAGUCAGCUGAGACUGAAUCUAUUAAUGUGUAUCAUACAUUCUGGCUCAGUGUAACUCAGGCCUGUGCAGGCUGUUUCCUACCAAGCUUGAACGUAAUCUGUCAACUUCGUGUGGCUUGCUCGGCACUCAACCAUUUUUUGCAAUCUCAGGCAGGUAGCAAGAAGAUGGCCAUACAUGGCUCAUGGUAGACUAUGCUGAGUUUCGGUUACAAUUACAUAGGUCUGCUGUAGUAAAUGGUUGGCACAUGGAUCAUUUUAGGAUUAAGGUGCUGAUCUAGCAAUCUAAUUGUAUACGAGAGUGAUUAUUUAGUGCAAGAAUUUGUUUAAUUUUUAAAGAGCUUUAAAUUUUCAGGCUUGUCUUACAAAGUUUUAAUUCACCCUUGUAAUAAGGAAUUUAAUAAACAGUACCUCCUGUCCGUCCCCCACACACACGCACACGGAGAGAAGAAAUUGGCUUUGUGCUUUCUGGCUACACUGAACAAAAUACUGUGCAAGAAAACCAUGAACUGAUCAUACUAGUUUGAAUCCACUGGAGAAUUUCCACACCAAUGGGGAUGGGUUGCCAAUUCCUGCCUCCCACAGCAGGCUUUCAGCUUCCGUCAUGCUGUUCCUGAGGAUCUCCCGUCCCCCAGAAACCACAUUUCAGAGGGUAUCAGGCUGCACACAGUGAAGGGACAAGUCACAGUCCACAUACGGGAAAAGUCUGCCAGGAAGGCAUUUAAAACAGUUUGGCUUGCUGCACUCUAAUUUUUCUUUAAUUGACGAAGGACUAUCCUAUUUGUUUGCCCUCCUGCAAAAGAAGUUCAAUUGAGCCAUAAUGUCUCUGCAGGGACAAAGCUGGGUCUUGGGUGUCAACUGUCAAGGGAAUGAAGGCCUGCUCAUCUGUGUAGGUAGCAGCUUCAUACCUCACUCUUUAAUUUUAGUGUUUACCAUAUUGCGUUUCGUUAUUUCUAAUUUUCCUCAUAUCGGAAAUGUUUUUAAAGAUAACUGCUGGGAAUGGAAAAAUAAACAAAUCUACAAAUCUUGCUAGUCUAUUCUAGAAACUCAAAGAGAACUCUCUUUUGACUUACUACUUUAUGUGAGACUUGAGCUACAGCCACUUGUAUUCUGAGUAAAAUGUUGUUGUGUAACAGCAGAGCACAUUUCCUCGUUGUGAAUUCCUUGGAAGCCAUGUGCAGUAUGCAUGUCAGUGUGACAGAGCACUUCAGUACAGGUAGUAUAAUUGUCUGCUUUUGUACGUAAUUGAUACAACUAUAUGGAUUUUUGAAGAAUGCAACUAAGCAAGCUGUACUAUAAAACGGUUGGCCUUCCUGUGUUGCCUGGCUAAACUGUGAUGCAGUAAA
This is a messenger RNA of Gekko japonicus, 3570 nucleotides long. RefSeq names its product synaptosome associated protein 23kDa (gene SNAP23). Gene Ontology annotation, biological process: synaptic vesicle fusion to presynaptic active zone membrane; exocytosis; synaptic vesicle priming. Gene Ontology annotation, cellular component: plasma membrane; synaptobrevin 2-SNAP-25-syntaxin-1a-complexin I complex. The record is from RefSeq and is a predicted model, not a curated record. Bases 128 to 754 code for a protein of 208 amino acids. Gene Ontology annotation, molecular function: SNAP receptor activity; syntaxin-1 binding. NCBI's taxonomy places the organism in Eukaryota, Metazoa, Chordata, Lepidosauria, Squamata, Gekkonidae. The transcript has 8 exons.